Molecule: messenger RNA, 1170 nt
Organism: Filobasidium floriforme
Lineage: Eukaryota; Fungi; Basidiomycota; Tremellomycetes; Filobasidiales; Filobasidiaceae
Product: glycoside hydrolase family 16 protein
Exons: 11
Coding region: 1-1170 (389 amino acids)
Biological process (GO): glucan catabolic process
Molecular function (GO): hydrolase activity, hydrolyzing O-glycosyl compounds
Source: RefSeq, a predicted model, not a curated record
AUGCGACCCAGAAUCCUGUCCAUACCACCUCUGCUAUACGUCCUCCUCUUGCCGACCGGGAUCACGAUUAAUGCCAGACCACAAGGCCGAAACUUAGGAGAUCCAGAGUGGGUCUUACAGCAGUCUUAUCAAGGUCCUAGCUUCUUCGACGACUGGGACUUCUGGUCAGAUCGAGACCCGACAAACGGGAUCGUGGAUUACCAGACGGUCGAUCAGUGUCGAGAUAAGGGGCUGAUAUAUACGGAUGGAGAGGGUCGAGUGAUCAUGCGAGCCGAUAGUUGGACAGACCUAGGCCUGAACCAACCUCGCCCAUCCGUUCGAAUACACUCGAAACGUCUCCUCUCCCUUCCAUCUCUGACGAUCCUCGACCUGGACCAUAUUCCUACAGGCUGUUCUAUCUGGCCAGCUUACUGGUACUGCGGUCCGAACUGGCCAAAUGGCGGGGAGGUAGAUAUCGUAGAAGGGGUGAAUGGAGCGGAGAGGAAUCAGAUGACUCUGCACACUGGGGAGGGCUGUAAGCUGACUAGCCCAGGAGUGUUCUCUGGCCAGACAUUGGGCACGGAUUGCCAUUCCGCUCCAGGCAAGAAUGAUGGCUGCGGUAUCGCUUCGGCCGCAGAUCGGACAACGGGUAAGGGAUUCAACGACGAUGGAGGAGGGGUAUAUGUCACGGCUUGGAUGGAUGGAGGGAUUAGCAUAUGGAUCUUCAAACGGUGGGAUACGCCUGAGGACGUAUGGGAUCGGAGUCGGACGCCCGAGCCGGACAGCUGGAGGUUACCUGAUGCGCAUUUCGCUGCGAGCGGAUGUCAUUUCACCGAGAUGCAGAUGAUCUUUGACAUCACUUUCUGCGGAGACUGGGCAGGAUCACCGGGCGCUUGGUCGGGUUCGGGGUGUCCUGGGACGUGUGCAGAGACGGUCAUGACGGCGGCAAAUUUCAAAGAGGCAUACUUUGCCAUCAACGACCUCCGAGUGUACAGUCCGCCGGGUACGGGUCAAAACAACAACGGCACCCCCACCUUUGGCGAGCCUUGGAGCGAUCGAGGCGACGAUGGUGGAGGGGGCGUGAUGAGCUGGAUCGGAGAGGCCCGGCCCGCGGUCGUUUGCGACCAAAGGAUGUUGAUCGGGAUCGUGCUGGUCGUCCUUGGCAUCACCGUCGUCGUGGGGUCGAGCUGA